Acaulospora morrowiae is the source of this 552-nucleotide messenger RNA. NCBI's taxonomy places the organism in Eukaryota, Fungi, Glomeromycota, Glomeromycetes, Diversisporales, Acaulosporaceae. The record is from the annotation of a GenBank genome assembly.
AUGUCGAUUAAUACUCUAAGAGCUAUUGCGACCCAACUGGGUGAGGAACCUGAACAUAGCUUAUUACAGCAAUAUCAAGAUGGUACCGACCUAGAAAACAUAAGAAUACAGGAGGAAACAGAUUGUAAUCGGGUGAUAGGAAAUAAUGGACAAUUAAAAAGAACAAAAUCAGUAUCAGCAUCUGAUAACUCACCCUAUCAGAGUGAUACUGAGCAAACGGAUCAUAAGAAAAGAAAAGUCAAUUGGAAAGAUCUGGAUCUGGCACUAAAUACAAAUUCGGCAAAGGAAGCAUGUUCUUUUAUUGAAUUAGCCAAAAAGAAAGCAAAGGACAGAAUGACAAUUUUAAGAGUGGCAAACGAAUAUGGUUGGGAUGUGGCAGUUGAACUUCCUCAAUCAAAGUAUAAUGAUGUGGAAGAUGAUAUGGAGGAUGGAGAUUACAAGAGAUAUAAUCAAACAAAAAGAGGAAACUAUUAUAAGGCAAGAUCAUUUGUUAACAAGAACACAUUCUACAAUCAGAAAAUCGAAUUUUAUACCAAAAACCUAAGUUCAUGA